CAAAAACACAAUCAUAACAGCAGGAGUGAUAUCACGACGGAGCGCUCUACGAGCUAAGGUUAUAUAGGUAAUUUUAAAGUGGAUUUCGGUGCUCAGGACCACUGAGCGGCCAUGGAAGAACUUACAGCGUUCGUCUCGAAAUCUUUCGACCAGAAAACCAAGGAGAGCAGUAAGGAGAGUAUCACGUACAGGGAAGUUUUGGAGAGUGGCUUGGCGCGGGCGAGGGAGCUAGGGAACUCGGAGACAAGUCUACAGGACAUAACCGAAGGCAGCAACCACUUCCCAGUACAUCUAUUCAAGGAGCACAUAGAGCUAGAGAAAGAAAAACUCAAGGAGUUUAACGUUUCAAGGGCCACAGAAGGGAUAUAUGAGUGUAAAGAGAAGAAGGAGGACGUAAAGUCUGAGGACGAGGACACACAGAGCAAACUGAAGCAGCGGCGGAGCAGGACAAACUUUACUCUGGAACAGCUCAACGAGCUGGAGCGCCUGUUCGACGAGACUCACUACCCCGACGCCUUCAUGCGGGAAGAGCUGAGCCAGAGGCUGGGACUGUCAGAGGCAAGAGUGCAGGUUUGGUUUCAAAACAGAAGAGCAAAAUGUCGGAAACAAGAAAACCAGAUGCAUAAAGGUGUCAUUCUGGGCACUGCCAGUCAUCUGGAUGCCUGCAGAGUAGCGCCCUACGUCAACAUGGGAGCUCUACGGAUGCCUUUUCAACAGGUUCAGGCCCAGCUCCAGUUGGAGAGCGUGGCUCACUCCCACCAUCACCUGCACCCUCACCUGGCAGCGCACGCACCCUACCUGAUGUUCCCGCCCCCACCCUUCGGACUUCCAAUCGCCUCGCUAGCGGACUCAGCCUCUGCAGCGGCGGCCGUGGCCGCGGCUGCCAAGAGCAACAGCAAGAACUCUAGCAUCGCCGAUCUCCGACUCAAGGCAAGAAAACAUGCUGAAGCUCUGGGUCUCUGACCUCACCGGGCUUCCCCUCCAUUUGCCCCACGCUCUCAUAAUAACCCACUUCUCACACAAGACUGAGCCCAAGACAGACCCGAGUCUGACACUUACAGCUUAAACAAAAACAUUUAAAUAAAAACAAUGAGAGGGAGAAUGUAAGAGAGAGACAGAGAGAGAGAGAAAAAGAAAGACACAGGUAAAGAGAGGGGUAGAGGAUAAGUGGAGGAAGAGGAGGAGGAGGCGGUGGAAGAUGGAGGAUGGAGCGAGAAAAUUGUCACAAAACCAGCUAUCAAAACAACCACUUGUAGAGAGAAAGGUAAAUAAAUACCAAUGAAAUCUCCUUUUACUUUUCGCCCAACAGGCAGGACUUCUGCGGGGCCAGUGGCUCAGUCCACUCCAGGCACACAUCACAAGUCCAGGACCAUACAAACACAUGUGGAUGUCUGUCUGAGCUGAAGGACAGGGCCAGGCCAGGGCCAGGCUAAACCAGGCCAGACCAGACCAGGAGACUUUAGAACAAAGCAAACUGUCAAAGCAAGCAAGCAGGGUGCAAAUACUAGAGCCUCACUGAAUCCGAUGCCGUCACGUUGACUUUACAGACUGUUGCAUGUGUGAGAAAAGACACUGACAACACAAGGCAUUGGACCCGCUCUAAACUUUACACACAAAAAAAAAAGAAAAAAAAAAAGAAGAAGAAAUGGCCACUGUAUUGUUUCCUGCCGCUGCCCAGUGCAUGAGUUUGAUUGCAGGACUGCAGGUCUAUCAUGGAGCCUGGCCUUUAUGUUGUAUCUGACCUAACGCCCCAAUUCUGUUGUAUCACUGCCAUUCAAACCGCCCUCUAUACCCUCAUCCACAAGGUCAAUGGUCAUUUGGGUUUGAUUUCCUUGAAACUUUUGACUGACAGGAAGAAGCAAUUCGAAUUCCUUAUUUUUUCUUCUUUCGGAGGACUAAGAUAUGUGUUGCCAGGAAUAUGUCUGAGUCCAAAUGUCUUUUAGCUUUUCUCCUCACAUUGUUCUCUCUCUCUAGCUUUCUUUCUUUCUGUUUAUAGUGUUAUUUCCUAGGAAUAGAAGUGAAGAUAUUCUUUGCACUUCAGGUUUUGUAUGUGUGCGUUUACAAAUGGCACUACUAGAAGAUACUACUUUACUAAAUGAGGCGGGAAUAGGAACCAAUUUGGUUUUUAUCAUGUCAUCAAAAAGAGACGUUCACGGAACGUUUCGAGGGAUAAAGGGUAUAACUGCAAUUUUUUUUGUAAUUUUUAAAACAUGAAGGAAGCAUCAGUUAAACUGAAAUGCACUUUUGUGCAGUUUAAGUGCAAUACUGUAAAUAUGAAAACGUUUAAAAAUAAUAAACAAAUUGUUCAUUGUUCAUUUUAAACAAAUGAUUUUCAGUCAUUUAUUUCAUGCACUGAUUAAAUCGGUGUGUCUAAUUUCUUUGCCAAACAGAUAUGUUUUUCCUAAAGCAUUGUAUUAUGUUGCGAACUCAUCCUCAAUCAUGUGCCAUAAAUCCAGAGAUUCAAUGGUUUUCAAAUGUAGUUUUGUACACACCAGAACACAAUAAUAGCCUGUUUAGGUAGACAUGAGCACAUGUGUUUCAUGCUGCAGAAAUUAACAAUUGAAAAGCUAGGAUCUGAAAUAAUUUAUCAUAAUUGAUAUGGGACAAAGAAUUUAUGUUACAUUCCACCAAAGAUUCUAACAAAUUGUACAAUAUACAGUGCCUUGCGAAAGUAUUUGGCCCCCUUGAACUU
Molecule: messenger RNA, 2692 nt
Organism: Oncorhynchus kisutch (coho salmon)
Lineage: Eukaryota; Metazoa; Chordata; Actinopteri; Salmoniformes; Salmonidae
Product: short stature homeobox protein
Exons: 5
Coding region: 112-963 (283 amino acids)
Biological process (GO): regulation of transcription by RNA polymerase II
Cellular component (GO): nucleus
Molecular function (GO): sequence-specific double-stranded DNA binding; DNA-binding transcription factor activity, RNA polymerase II-specific
Source: RefSeq, a predicted model, not a curated record